Molecule: messenger RNA, 3865 nt
Organism: Cynoglossus semilaevis (tongue sole)
Lineage: Eukaryota; Metazoa; Chordata; Actinopteri; Pleuronectiformes; Cynoglossidae
Gene: ntn4
Product: netrin 4
Exons: 10
Coding region: 675-2561 (628 amino acids)
Biological process (GO): animal organ morphogenesis; basement membrane assembly; substrate adhesion-dependent cell spreading
Cellular component (GO): laminin trimer
Molecular function (GO): protein binding
Source: RefSeq, a predicted model, not a curated record
UCAAAACAUCUGUGUGUGCCCCUGCUCCUGCAGACUCAGGUUCUCUGGUUUGUUCUCCGUCCACUAGAGGGAGAUGUUCCUUUAAGUGUCAGAGAGACCGUGCAGGAGGAGGCGGAGCUGCUGCUGCUGCUGCUCCUGCUGCUGCUGCUGUCACUGUCUGUGCUGCUCCACAUAAACCCGGCGUCUGCAAACAGACACACACCGACCCACGGAGGAGGAGAGAGAGGAGCAGAUCUGAGGAGCAGGAAAGAGUCCGAGCAGGGAAAUGAAAAGACACGAACCGGCAGCUGCAGCGAAACCAAACCCUGCACCUCCUGCUCCUGCUGUCCCUCCACUGAGGCUCCUGACUAUCUGGACACCAGUGUCUGCUGGGCAUCAUCAUCAUCAUCACCACCACCACCCCCACCACCACCAUCAGCAGCAGCAGCAGCAUCACCCUCAUCCUCACUCAGUGUCCAGCAUCAUGCUGUUUCCUGCUCCAACUCUCUGUUUCCUGGAUCACAGCUGAGUCCAGUCAACCAGGAGUUUAACCUGAAAGACUUGUUUUCACAGUGGAUGUUUUCUUUUUUUUUUUCUUUAGUAAUUAUUAUUAACAACAAAUAAAAAGGACAGUUAAAACAACAUCUGCAGCCUUACUCUGGUGAUCUGGAUUAUUCCAGCAGACGGGAGCAGAUAUGAUGGUGAUACUGGUCAUCAGUUUGGCCUUGUGCUCACACUCAGGUCUGGCGGUGGAGAUGUUUCGUGUAGGUGUGGCCCCUCGCUGCGAGAGCCGGGCCUGCAACCCCCGCAUGGGCAACCUCGCCCUGGGACGGCGGGUUCUGACCCAAACCGUUUGUGGCAACAACGGCACCGAGCUCUACUGCUCCUACUCUGAUCCCAACGCCAACCUGGCCUGCGACUCUCCAAAGUGUGCCAAGUGCAACGCCGGCCUGCCGCUGCUGUCCCACCUGGCCGGGGCCAUGUCAGACUCCUCGUUCCGUCACCCGAACACGUGGUGGCAAUCGGCGGAAGGUGUAGAGUCGGAAACGGUGCAGCUGGACCUGGAGUCCGAGUUCUACUUCACACAUCUCAUCCUGGUGUUUCGAUCGCCGAGGCCUGCAGCCAUGACGCUGGAGCGGUCGCAGGACUUUGGACGAACUUGGAAGAUGUUGCAGUACUACGCCGCCAACUGCAGCGCCGCCUUCGGGCUGGAGGAGGGAAAGGCGGGAGGGAGCCGUGACAGGGCAACAUGCACAUCAAAAUACUCAGGGGCUUUUCCCUGCAACCGUGGAGAGGUGAUCUACAGAACUCUCCCGAAGUGGGAGUCCUUGGACCCAUUCGGAACUGAAGGUCAGCAGCAGCUGAGGGUGACCAACAUCCGCAUCCGCCUCCUCAAACAGCAGCAGUGUCCCUGCCAGGACAAAGACCUCGGCAGAGCAGCGACGGAACCUCUCCCGACCCGACACUUUGCCAUCUACGACCUGAUAGUGAAGGGAAGCUGCUUUUGUAACGGACACGCUGAGCAGUGUGUCCCUGCACCGGGAUACAGGCCCAUCAGAGACCGGACCAACCACGUGGUCCAUGGGAAGUGUGUGUGCAGACACAACACUGCAGGUGAUCACUGUGAGCGCUGCGCUCCGCUCUUCAACGACCGGCCCUGGCAGCCGGCUGACGGCCUGACGGGGGCGCCGCAUGAAUGUCGGAAGUGUAAAUGCAACGGGCAUGCUCUGAGCUGCCAUUUCGAUUGGGCGGCGUGGCAUGAAUCCGGCCAACGGAGCGGAGGCGUCUGUGACUGUCUGCACAACACCGAAGGACGUCAAUGUCAGAAAUGCAAAGCUGGCUUCUACAGAGACCCCCAGGUGCCCCAGACUUCCCACGACUCCUGCAAACCAUGCAACUGUCACCCCACGGGCUCCGUGCCCUUCCACGCGGCUGACGCCUCGCCCUGUGACCCAUCCAAUGGAAACUGCAUCUGCAAACCCGGUGUGGGCGGGGCCUAUUGUGACCGGUGUAUGGUGGGAUACUGGGGUUUCCAUGACUACGGCUGCCGGCCGUGUGACUGUGCCGGAGACUGUGACCCCUUCACUGGUGACUGCAUGUUUGGCUCUGACCUGGAGCUGUACAACCUGGAGGUCAACUCCAGUGAGCCAGUGAGGAUCUUCAGAACUUCUGAACUCUUCUCUGCCCUGCACUACUCAGAAAAGUGUGAGUGUAAAGAGCUAGCGCUGACCAGCAGUAAACUCUUCUGCACCAUGAACUAUGCAUAUGUGCUGAAAGUGAAAGUGCUGUCAGCCCAUGACAAAGGCUCACAUGCUGAAGUGGAGGUCAAAGUUCAGAAGGUGCUCAGCCAGAACACCAAGGUGAAGGUACAGCGAGGACGAGUCACUCUCUACCCAGAGUCCUGGACCGCACGGGGCUGCACCUGCCCCAUCCUCAACCCAGGAGUUGAGUACCUGGUGGCGGGACACGUGGACUGGAAGCAGGGCCGCCUCUUGGUCAACAUGAAGAGCUUUGUCAAGCCGUGGAAGGCCAGCUUGGGACGCAAAGUCCUCACACUGCUCAGCAAAGACUGCAACUGGUAGACAGUUAAAAGUUGGACGUUUAACGGACACGUGGUUUAAGGAGACUUUUCUAAUAGGAUGAGGACAAGGAACCAGACUUGUGUUUUCACAUCUUCCUGCUGUGGAAUAUUUACUGUCUUGGGUCUUUGUCUGGGACAUUUGUGCGGACAUUUCUAACCCCUCUUUCUCUGCUGUUGUCCAGAGCACGAUGCUAGCAGCAAACGGCACAACUUUCAAGCACAAAAGGGUGGUAACGGCAUCACCUUCACUUCUUUAUCCGGUCUUCAGGCAACAUAUUCUUUAGCUGAUUUCACUCAAUAUAUCUUAAGGGACUACAUUCUAGUAUUUCUACACUUCCGAGUCUCUAUAGUCUCACAUCGCAAAAACUGAGCUCCAUCCUCUCUGCAGCACUUUAGCAUAAGAAAGACAAAGAAGAUGGACACACAUGGAGAGGAUGGAGACCACCACGAGCAAAUCAUCAAUGCUACGGACAAAAGAUGUCUGCUACCGAACCAUGCAUCCCUGGACACAUGACCACAGAGGCAGCUGUGUGGGAACGCCUCAGAGACUGUAAAUAAGAAAUGGACACGGAAAGUCCAUGGUCGAAGGUUUCUAAAGUGAAGGCUUGCAAUAUGAAUUUUUUUUUUUUUACAUUUACAAACAUUAUGUUACACCCAUUUUGUCCACCAUUUUAUUCCUAUUUAGAGGAAAAUAGACAAUAAACCAUUGCAGGAAUUGGCACAGAGGAGCAGACACAAAGUGUGGUUCACCACAGACCAUCCACCAUGACCCUGGCAGCCGACAACAUACAGUAGCCCAGCCAUCAUUCACGCAUUCUUUGUGCUUCAAAAUGGGACUUAGGUUUGUGACAGGACGCUUCUGUCGAUUUCUUACAUACUGUCUAAAAUACAUGUGUGAGUUUGUGAGUAUGUUUGUGUGUGGGUGUGAUGUGCAAAGCCAUACAAGCCACUCCAGGUGUGCCUGUGAUGGGUUUUUACCCCAAACGUGAAUGUAUUUGUCUGGAUUAGUGUGUGUGUGUGUGUGUGUGUUUGUGUGUGUAUGAAAUUGGAGCUAGCAUGUUGUAAGAGCACACUCCAGAUUUAGCCAAGUCUCUUGUUAACCAUUUUACCGUAAUGCUUCAUUACCAGGUAUUGAUUCAUAUCAUGUUACACAAUGCUGAUGAUUUCUCUCUCUCUCUCUCUCUCUGUCUUUCUCUCUCGCUCUGGUCUUAUACAGUAGUAUUUGUACAUAUCUAUAUAAAUAUUUUUGUUCCUCUUCCGUUUUUUGCCCUUUGACAGUUUAUAAUAAAGGACAGUUCUGGUUUA